Acytostelium subglobosum LB1 is the source of this 2730-nucleotide messenger RNA. RefSeq lists its product as hypothetical. Bases 1 to 2730 code for a protein of 909 amino acids. Lineage: Eukaryota; Evosea; Eumycetozoa; Acytosteliales; Acytosteliaceae. Gene Ontology annotation, cellular component: nucleus; spindle; kinetochore. Gene Ontology annotation, molecular function: protein serine/threonine kinase activity; protein serine/threonine/tyrosine kinase activity; ATP binding. The record is from RefSeq and is a predicted model, not a curated record. The transcript is spliced from 2 exons. Gene Ontology annotation, biological process: protein localization to kinetochore; meiotic spindle assembly checkpoint signaling; peptidyl-serine phosphorylation.
AUGUCCACAAUCACUACUCGUAUGCCAAUGAGAGGCAACAAUGAGAACUAUAACCCCAACAUAGGUGGUGCUGCAUCAACAGCAACCCUUCAGGCAAAGUCACCAGACCAGCCUCAUCAAUAUCCAAACAGCCAUGCGCUGAGGACUCCAAUGGGUCCACCAUCAUACCCUGCAUCACAUAGUCAUGGUACGGCAGCCGGUCAAUCACAUCAUCACGACCAACAACAGCAUCAACAACAAGUGGCAGACCAUCCAGCAACUGCACUCUCGCCAAUCACAAUGGCAGUGCGUGAUGCUUCACAACAGGAUGUCUCACAUCCUACAUGGUGGCUUCAGAUCAUUACACAAGAGCUCGACAAGUUACCACAGGAAAUGCCAGUGCACAGCAUACAAAGAAUGCUAAACAUAUUCCAGAGUGCUGUUGCCAACAUCAUUCACACCGAUCACAAACAAUCCAACGACUUCUCAACCAUCCUCUUAAAGUCUGCCUACUUUCAGAUACGCACUCAAAACUUGGAGGAUGCAAGGGGAACGCUGAAGUUGAUGAAGGCCCAUCACAUUGGCCUCCAACGUGCUGAUUAUUAUACGACAUUCGCAUUGUUGGAGAUGGUCAGUACCAACUUUGACAAAGCCAAGGCAAAGAUACAGGAGGGUCUGGACAAGGGCGCCACACCAAUCGAUCAACUCCAAAAUUGCCUUCAGAUGAUCUGUCGCGAGGAGUUGGCAAUCCAGCAACAGCAACAACAACAACAACAACAGCAGAACAACUCCAUUCCGAGCGGUACACCAACCGUCGAGCAUUCACAAAUUGUGCACUUAUCGCCAUCCGACUCAUCCAUAUCAUCCAACAACACUACUCCAUCGCCAAUGUCCAUGUCUCAUCAGGCCAAGACAGCACUCCAGUCCAAUCAUACUCAUUCUCAGACACAAGUCCAGCCAUCACAGACACAGACACAUACCCAAACACAUACACUUACACCAUCAACAACAACAACAAGGACUGUUAUAACAGGUUCCACAACAUUACCAUCCAAUUCUAAUGUCGCCGAGAUGAUCAACACUCAACGAAUCUCGCGAAUGUCUGUAUCAAACCUACCGUUGGGCUCCACUCCAUCCAACAAGCCCGCCUCAACGCGAUCACAAUCAAUUCGCCCAUUGGGUCUUGGCAUGUCAACGAGCCUGAUGCUCAGGCGUGUGCCAACAACAACCGAUACCAGCACAUCUUCGGACAACUCCACAACAGUUGUCGAUGAGCCGUCACGUCCUGCCGUCGACGAGGAGAUGGCGUCGGCGGAGGAACAAGGCAGGUCCGUGUCGCCCUCGCCCGCAACAUCUCCACGAUCUCGAUCGCCAUCCACUGCCACUGACCAUCUUCUCGAGGACCUUGACCUGUCUGACAACUCUGACGAGUCCACUCCUCAUGUGCAUACGAGUAGUGUCAAGCCAAACAACACACCUGCGGCCGCACCAACAACACACCAUCAUCAAUCCACCUCACUACCAACUCCGCCUGGCCCACCAAGCCAAUCUCGACCAUCCAUAUCACUCGCACAACAACCCAGUCGCCACCCAUUAUACACCAAGCAAGACACGUUACAAAUACAGGAGAAGUUACAAAGACAGAUCAAGAAGCCACCUCUUCAACAACAACAACCGGCUGUUGUUGCGCCACAGCCCCUGGCCACUGCCAAAGUAUCGCAUAUCCCUCCAUUGCAAGCCCCAUCCAGGACCCAGCCCCAUGUCCAACCUCUCCCCCAGCAACAACAAUCGGCCAGACAAGUACAGCAGCAACAACAACAACAGCAACAACAACAACAGCAUCAGCAAUCACAAGGCGAUGAUGAACAUAUUAAUAGAUCACAAGCAUAUGAGGUUGCAAAGGGAUGGAGCGAGACUACAACGGUCAAUGGAAAGUCAUAUUUGAAGAUAGAGUUCAUUGGCAAGGGUGGCAGCGGCAAGGUGUACAAGGUGCUGAGCCAGGACCUCAAGAUCUACGCGCUCAAGUAUGUGUGUCUAAAGUCGGGCGACAGCGAGGUGGAGUCGCAGAUCAACGAGAUUGAGAUGCUAAAGAAGCUGGUGCACUAUGACAACAUCAUCAAACUGAUCGACAAUGAGGUGGACCUGAGGCGCGGCGUCAUCCACCUGGUUCUGGAGCUGGGCGACAUUGACCUGGCGCGCUUGCUGCAAAAGCAGCAGCAGGCCAGCGGCCUCAACGAGAACUUGAUGCGCAUCUACUGGCAGCAGAUGCUUGGCGCCGUGCACACGAUCCACGAGGAGCGCAUCAUUCACGGCGACCUCAAGCCGGCCAACUUUGUCUCGGUGCAGGGCCAUCUCAAGCUGAUCGACUUUGGCAUUGCCAAGGCCAUCCAGAACGACACGACCAACAUUGUGCGCGACAGCCACAUCGGCACGCUUAACUACAUCUCUCCAGAGGCCCUUAUCGACACGGGCGGCAACCACUCGUCGCCCCUGAUGAAGCUGGGGCGUGCCAGCGACAUCUGGUCAUUGGGCUGCAUCCUCUACGAGAUGGCCUAUGGCUUCUCGCCGUUCAAACAGUUCACCAACAUCAUGACCAAGUACCAGGCCAUUGUCAAUCCCAACCACAAGAUAUCCUACCCACCACAUCGCAACGCCGCGCUCCUGGACGUUCUAAAACGAUGUCUACAGCGUGAUCCCUUGGCUCGACCCAGCAUCCCAGAGUUAUUAGCACAUCCAUUCCUCAACUGUUAA